This is a messenger RNA of Pseudoliparis swirei, 2118 nucleotides long. It is a transcript of the gene npdc1a, whose product is annotated as neural proliferation, differentiation and control, 1a. The record is from RefSeq and is a predicted model, not a curated record. Gene Ontology annotation, cellular component: membrane. The coding region runs from base 161 to 1156 and encodes 331 amino acids. The transcript is spliced from 9 exons. NCBI's taxonomy places the organism in Eukaryota, Metazoa, Chordata, Actinopteri, Perciformes, Liparidae.
GUCACAGACUGCGUCGCGUCGUUCGCCAACCAGGACCGUCGCUGUGUGAAGCCCGAAGCUCUCUCGCAUACGAACACUAAAUAGAAACAUAAACCCGAAGUGAUGGGGGAAUGACGACCAACUCCGUCUGCGGUUCUCCGUCAUCGAGAAGACCCCAAGGAUGCUGCUGCUCUCCAGCCCGCAGGACGGACGCCUGCGCCGGGCCUCGCUGCUGCUGCUCGCCGCGGUCCUCCUCUGCGUCGUCCCCGUCAGCGCCAGACUCCCAGAUGACAGUCAGUGCCCUCACCACAUAGACUGUGCUAAAGAUGGACGCCACUUCUGCAGACCUGGCUCCUCCCGAUGUGGCCCCUGCCUCUCCCCAUUGGAGGAGAACAAGGAAGGUCGCUGCGUGGUGAGGAAGAGGCAUCAUCAGAAAGGUAAAGUGGUAUUCUACCCCGACCUGGAUGAAGAGAUCGAUUACAUUCACUCCGUCAUUGAGAAACAGGAAGUGACAGAUAUCGAACCACCAAAACAAUCCAAACAUCCUGCGGCCAAAGCAGAUGUUACCAAAAGCAAGACAGAUGCCUCCAAACUCCAAGAGGCAAGCCAGGGCCGUCUCCUCACUCAGAGCCUCAACGCCACCACUCCAGCCCCUGCGGUUUCUGCCCUCCCCAACACACCAACCCCCCAGCCCAGGGCCACUGGAGUUCGGGGCCGAGGUGGUCCUAUCGCCGUGCCGGCAUCCAAAAGUGACAACAUUCUAGUCAUUAUGAUCUCGGUGUGUGUGGUGCUGGGCACCGUGGCAGUGAUCCUGGCAACCGUCUGCUACGUCAAGUUGCAGAAAGACGUGCGUCUGGCCCAGAAGGUGGACUACCCGGCUUUCAAAGGGGCCGGCCUACCCUCUGCCACCACAAACGUUCCCUCUAUGGGAGACAAGAACCUGGCCCAAAACGCUCAAAUGUAUCACUACCAACAUCAAAAACAGCAAAUGCUCUCGAUGGGAAAAAACAAACCUGAACAGAAAGUCCUCGACUCCGAGGUCACAUCAGAUGAGGAGGAAGUGGGCGGAGACUUCACUGUAUACGAGUGCCCCGGACUUGCACCGACUGGAGAGAUGGAAGUGAAGAACCCGCUGUUUGAUGACUCGACUUUACAUUAUCAGGGGAAUCACAAGUAAAUUUUGGACACUUCACGCACACACAUUUACACACAGGUAUACACUUCUCUGGUGGAAAUCACUUGAUCUCACAUUGCAUGCAUAUAGAAAUGGAGGAUCCUGGCAGAGGUGAUACAAAAUGAUUGUUUUCUUGUUGCCCCUUGACUAUAUCUGCCCACCCCAGAACGGCUUUUACUUCAAAUGUAUGUUGGAUUCUUUCAUUUAUUUCUGACACUGAUUUUGUCAUUCCUGUCUUUUUACACAAUGUUAUCAGAGUCCUCCCAGAUAUGUCCCUGUCGGUGUUUUGUGUCCGAGUUGAGAUUGUUCCUCCACCAUUGUUACUUUCCUUAAUUUCUGCAGCUAUUUCCAAAGAAUGUGAUCCAAUAGCAGACGUGUACAGCAGACUGACACACCAACACACAUACAUAAGCUGGGAAACAGGUGCCGUCUCCUCGUUUUGUCAUGCAUAGCUAGCGUCUCAACCACAUUCCUGACAGAUCAGAUCUCUGUGAUACCUCUGUAAAAACUCCCGAGCACAACACCAGGUUGUUACUGUCGGUGUUGCCUAUUUUAUUCCUUGUCAUAUAAGCUGCACAUAAAUAUUUUAAGAUUAUAGAAUAUAAAUAUAUAUAUGGAAAUGAAGUACUUGAUGAUGUCUGUUUGCAUGGUUUGAUUUACUGUGUUUGAAUAAUGGCAAUGCUUUACUCUGCCUCCUGUAUGUAUGCAUCUUGUUGCUGGAGGAGGAACCUACAGUAAAAGUGGAUUAUGAGCACUUGAAUAAAAUGUUGGUGAUUGACUAUACUGUAGGUGGUAAAUAUCACUAUCUUGUAUCGUCUCUUUUUCCUCUCUGUCUUCUUGUCGGGCCCAAGUUAUCUUCUUGCUGCAAAAUGUACAUACAAAGAGUGAAUGUGUUCACUUUUUAUAGAUAUUUGUACAUGCAGACCAAGGAUUGGAAUUAAAGUUUUUACCACAUGUGCAAAGUA